Molecule: messenger RNA, 1395 nt
Organism: Bactrocera latifrons
Lineage: Eukaryota; Metazoa; Arthropoda; Insecta; Diptera; Tephritidae
Exons: 5
Coding region: 45-1214 (389 amino acids)
Source: RefSeq, a predicted model, not a curated record
GGAAUAUCAUAAACUGUCUAUUGCAGAAACAAUAAGGAGCUUGGAUGUACUCAGACUGCUAUGCCGCUGAGGAGAGCCAGGGUAUACACAAUAUGACUACAAUUAUGACGAAUAUAUUUGUAUUUUUGGAUACCACGUGGCCGUAUUAUUUCGUCGCGGACUAUGUUAACUUCGUCCUCCAGCGGCUGAAUAUAAAUCCCUACGCCAGCGCUGUCACAAUACUCUCCGCCGCGGAUGCUACAAUAAUGGUCAACACCACGCAUUAUAUGCCAGAGGUCUACGAGAAUUGGAAUAUUACAUCGCAUUCAUGGUACAAACCUGGUUUCAGCCUACCACAGAUACUCAAUACCGCCGCCGAUUUAGCGCGCAAUAUUAUGGAUGUCGAUCGGAAUACCUCUUCUUUGGGUGGGCGUUCGCUGAUCGCAUUGCUCAUUCCCAGCCCAAUAGCCUAUGUGCCCGACUGGGAUAUGAACUAUGCGUUAAACUUCCUACAAAAACUCAACUACUCAGUGCCCGAUCUACAUUUUCUCUACUAUGGCGGUGGUGCGUUAAUACGUUUCGAAGAUCUGGUGCCCAAUGCUCAUGCGGACAUCUUUCCACUCGGCGAGGAAUACGGCGUUUGGACGGCAGGCACACCGGUUGUGCGACGCAUACGUGAAAUUCCACGGCGCUUAGUUAAUCCACGUUGUGGCGCCGGUAUGUACGCCAAUACGGCCGGUGCCAAUGAAAUGGUGCAAUAUGUACGUGCUGGUGCCAUCAAUUUCUACCGCAUUAUGCCGAAUUAUUUCUUCGGUUCGACGAGUUUGCGUUAUCUACGCAUCACGCCUCAAAGUCCGGUUUCGUUUAUUGUCUGCAGUUCGCGUACGAUCCCUUUGCCAUAUCGUAAGGAUGGUGCGGAUCAGCCGGAACAGGGUUGUGGCCAGACAGCUGCUACCAAUGGUUACUCGCUGGACUUGAGCGAACUCUGUGCGGGUUACACGCAAAUCGAGGAUUGUCCGCCACUUUAUGUUUCCGUGCAGGCCCAACAAUUUAUCAGCAGCAAUGAUUUGUCCUGCACGAAUCCAGCUUGCGAGUUGCCCAAUGCAGCGCAGUUUCUCAUUUAUGUUAACUAUUUAGUCUGCAACACAGCCACGAAGCUGGCACUGACGUCCGUGUUUACAGUUAUUUUAAGCAUAAUUCUUAGUACAAAAAUUUUUGAAAUCACGCUCGAAUAAAAACAGUUCAUACAUAGAGACUGCCAAUAAGGACUCAGUGCUAUUGAAUCAUUCAAUCACGUACAACGGUCUUGGACUGUGAUAGUAGCGACUGUCCACAUUGGACCGGAUUUAUUUGAGACCAAUUUGAAAGCAAAGUUUUCUACAACAACGUACAUUAAAAGAAGUCCAUAUUACAGUA